Molecule: messenger RNA, 12256 nt
Organism: Marmota monax (woodchuck)
Lineage: Eukaryota; Metazoa; Chordata; Mammalia; Rodentia; Sciuridae
Gene: Znf283
Product: zinc finger protein 283
Biological process (GO): regulation of DNA-templated transcription
Source: RefSeq, a predicted model, not a curated record
AUAGAGCUUUUGGGGGCGGGGUGAGUCUCCUUGCCGAGAACAAGUUUAUGAUCCAAUUCCCAGCCUCCGAGGGUUUCCCGGUUCUAAUUUCCCAUAAGCCUCCAUGUCCACACUAACCUCGGUCUCAGGGUCCCUUUCCAGUGUCCAUAAGGUUGUCGGACUCUGCGUGCUGAGUCGGUCGCGUCCGAGGAAGUAAAUCAGCGCCGGGUGACUGGGAGGGCUCAGCGAGCAGUAGCGGAGUCGGAUCUGAACUGGCAGCGAGGGUGCGGGUGACACCCGGGAGUUGCUGGAAGUAAAAAGGCCGGGACAGCUUGUUGUGUCCAGAGCCUCAAGCCUGCGUGCACGCGAGCAGCUGAACUGGAUGGUGUGUGACAGACGGCGUGACAGGGCUGAAAGGUGACUCCGUGAUGACUUUGAAGGUGGCUUACCUACUUCAUUUUGACAGUGAACGUGUGUCAUUGUAUUGAUGAGGGACAGCUACAGAAGGCUCAAGAGCUGUUCUGGCUUUUCUGGAUCCUGUGCUUCACCAAUAGGGGAAUAUGGAUCAUUAAUUAGCUCUCACAAUUCUAAAACCAUGACUGAUGAAUUGGUGACAUUCAGGGAUGUGGCCAUCGAUUUCUCUCAAGAGGAAUGGGAGUGCCUGGACCCGGCUCAGAGGGACUUGUACAUGGAUGUGAUGUUGGAGAACUAUAGUAACUGGGUGUCACUGGAUUUGGACUCAACAUAUGAGACCAAAAAUAUAUUUUCAGAAAAGGACAUUUUUGAAAUAAAAUUUUCCCGCUGGGAUACAAAGGAAGAAAGUAAAACCCUGGGCCUUGAGGCAUCCAUUUUCAGAAAUAAUUGGAAGUGCAAAAACAAAUUUGAAGGACUACAGAAACAUCAAGGGGGAUACUUAAGUCAAAUGAUUAUCAGCUAUGAAAAAAUACUCACAUACAGAAAAAAUAAAUCUCUUAUUCAACAGGAAAGAAUUCAUGAUAGAGAGAAACCGUGUGUUUGUAAGGAAUGUGGAAAGACUUAUAGUCAUGGCUCAAAACUUGUUCAACAUGAGAGAACUCAUAUAACUGAAAAACGCUUUGAAUGUAAAAAAUGCAGGAAAAACUUUUUUAGUGCCUAUCAACUGAGUGUGCAUCAGAGAUUUCAUACUGGUGAGAAACCCUAUGAAUGUAAAGAAUGUGGCAAGACCUUCAGUUGGGGAUCCAGCCUUGUUAAACAUGAGAGAAUCCAUACUGGGGAGAAGCCCUAUGAAUGUAAAGAAUGUGGGAAAGCCUUCAGUCGUGGCUAUCACCUUACUCAACAUCAGAAAAUUCAUAUUGGUGUGAAGUCUUAUGAAUGUAAGGAGUGUGGGAAGGCGUUUUUUUGGGGUUCAAGCCUUGCUAAACAUGAGAUAAUUCAUACAGGUGAGAAACCUUAUAAAUGUAAAGAAUGUGGGAAGGCCUUCAGCCGUGGCUAUCAACUAACUCAGCAUCAGAAAAUCCAUACUGGUAAGAAACCUUAUGAAUGCAAUGUUUGUGGAAAGGCUUUUUGUUGGGGUUAUCAGCUCACUCGACAUCAAAUAUUUCACACUGGUAAGAAACCCUACCAAUGUAAUGAAUGUGGGAAGACCUUUAAUUGUGGAUCAAGUCUUGUUCAACAUGAGAGAAUCCAUACAGGUGAGAAGCCUUAUGAAUGCAAAGAAUGUGGGAAAACCUUCAGUCGUGGUUAUCGUCUUACUCAACAUCAGAAGAUCCAUACUGGUGAGAAACCUUUCAAAUGUAAGGAAUGUGGAAAGGCCUUUAGUUGGGGUUCAAGUCUUGUUAAACACGAGAGAGUCCAUACUGGUGAGAAAUCCUAUGUAUGUAGAGAAUGUGGGAAAGCCUUUGGUAGCAGGUAUCAGCUUACUCAACAUCAGAUAUUUCAUACUGGCAAGAAGCUCUACCACUGUAAGGAAUGUGGGAAGACCUUUAACUGUGGAUCAAGUCUUGUUCAACAUGAGAGAAUUCAUACUGGUGAGAAGCCUUAUCAGUGCAAAGAAUGUGGGAAAGCCUUCAGUCGUGGCUAUCAUCUUACUCAACAUCAGAGGACCCAUACUGGUGAGAAACCUUUCAAAUGUAAGCAAUGUGGAAAGGCCUUUAGCUGGGGUUCAAGUCUUGUUAAACAUGAGAGAGUCCAUACUGGUGAGAAAUCCUAUGAAUGUAAAGAAUGUGGGAAAGCCUUUGGUAGUGGCUAUCAACUUCAGGUUCAUCAGCAAUUUCAUUCCAGUGAGAAACUUUAUCAACAUGAGGAAUUUGGGGAGACCUUUACUCAUAGUGCAAACUUGGAUCAACUUGAGAGAACUCAUGGUAACAACAAACCCUGUAGAUAAAGAUGUGGGGAGGCCUUUAUGUGGACAACUUGCUCAGACAAGAAAAUUGAUCCUGGAGAAACCUUGUAAUUGAAAAGAUAUGAGAGAACUUGUUAAACAUGUUCAAGUCUUGUUAAACACGAGAGAGUCCAUACUGGUGAGAAAUCCUAUGUAUGUAGAGAAUGUGGGAAAGCCUUUGGUAGCGGGUUUCAGCUUACUCAAUAUCAGAUAUUUCAUACUGGACAGCUUAACAUGAGCAGAAAGCUUACUCCAAAGAAACCAUAUGAAAGAAACCAUACGAAUGUAUGCCAGGCAAUGGUGGCACAUGCCUGUAAUCCCAACUACUCAGGAGGCUGAGGCAGGAAGAACUCAAAUUGAAGGCCAGCCUGGGUAAUUUGGUAAGACCCUACCUCAAACUAAAAAAUAAAAAGGACUGGGGUUGUAGCUCAGUGGUAGAGCACCCCUGGGUUCAUUCAAUUGUUUGAAUGAUAUAGCAGGAAAAAAGAAAAAGAAACUCUGUGAAUGUAAGGAAUAUGAAAAAGCUUUUCCUUAUGUGUAUAGACAGUUUACUUGUCAUCAGCAGAUACAUAUUAGUGAGAAAUAUUUUGAAUAUAAGGAAUAUGAAAAGACAUUUAGAUUUUUGUGUGAUCUUAAUGAACAUCAAUUUAUAUUGAUGUGAAACCAUUUCCAUGUAAGACGUGAAGAUCUUUAUUCAUGGCACAAAGUCUAGUCAACAUCAGAGAGUUAAACAAGUUAGAAGCUGGACGAGGUGGUGCAUGCCUGUAAUCCUAGUGGAUUGGGAGGCUGAGGCAGAAGGAACACAAGUUCAAAGCCAGCCUCAGCAAAAGCAAGAUGUUAAGCCACUCAGUGAGACCCUGUCUGUAAAUACUAAAUAUGGCUGGGGAUGUGGCUCAGUGGUCAAAUGCCCCUGAGUUCAAUUUCAGGUACAAAAAAAAAAAAAAAAUGUUAGAAAUACUUUAAAAUGGUAAGGAAUCUGGGAAGGAUCUGAAUUUAAUUCAGUUCUUGCUUUCAGAGAAUUCAUACUGCUAUGAAAUAUACUGUAUGUCUGUAAGAAAUCUGGGAAGGCAUAUAGACAUGGUUAAUAUUAUAGAACACAUCAGAAACUUCAUCCAAAUGAGAAACUCUUUGAAUUAAAACUGUAGGAAGGGUAUCACUUGUUCACUCACCACCUAGUAUUCUACACAUCUGCAAUUUCAAUAAUUACGUUUGACACAAAGUAAAAACUUGAGUGUUAUAAUAGGAUCCAUCCUUCCUGAUCAGUUAGUAGUCUACCCCCACCCACACCAUUCCCAAGGUACAUAUUUGUAUGUUAACCAGAAGAUGUGGAGAUGAUGUCUUAUAGCACUGAAAUGAUGUCUCAAGAAUGCUUACUAAUACUUGACAAAGAAGGGAUAUUCUUUCGCUAAAGAGGCUUAUGAAGUAGCAUCUACAAAAACUCUUUAGGAAAAAUUAAAAGAACCUCAUCAGCUUAAAAAAGAACUGGUGAGUAUUCUGGUAAAGAAAAUUGUUCAAGUUUUUUUUUUUUUUUUUUAGUUUUAGGUGGACACAAUAUCUUUAUUUUAUUUUUAUGUGGUGCUGAGAAUUGAACCCAGUGCCUCACGCAUGCCAGGAGAGCACACUACCACUUGAGCCACAUCCCCAGCCCCUCAAGUUUGUUUAAACUGGUGUAUUCCAAACUUAACCAUGGAAAUACUGAUUCUUAUUAACUACAUCAGGAAAUGCUAUCAUAACCAAAAUAGGCUCUUAAAGUUAGAAAUUUCAGCCACCAAGUCUAGAUGUUAGCUUUGAUGGACUGGCAUCCUCAUGCUUUCAAAAUGGCUGCCUUCUGCUAAUGUUUUCUCUUAUUUGUGAAUAAAAAUGUUUCUUACAGGGGCUGGGGUUGUGGCUCAGCAGUAGAGCAUUGGCUUAGCACGUGUGAGGCCCUGGGUUCGAUCCUCAGCACCACAUAAAAAUAAAUAAAACAAAGGUAUUGUGUCCAAUUACAACUAAAAAAUACUUUAAAAAAAAUGUUUCUUACAUCUAGGUAGGAUUGGCUCCUGAGUUUUAUCAAAAGCCAUUUCAUCUCUUUCUGCACUUGUGUAAUAUUUGUUAAUCUGAUAAGUUAUAAUGACAUUAUUUAACUCUUUCCUCAUUCCUGCAUAUACCCAGACUAGUCAUUGUACAUUAUUCUGAUGCAUUACUUGAUUUCAUUUGCUUGUAUUUUACUUAGGAUUUUGUAUCUCACAGUGAGGUUGCAUUAAUAGUUUUCAUUUUUUGUUGCCUUUUUUUUUUGUUUGAUUUGGAAUUGCAAUUACCUGUUCUUUAAAUUAUAUGAUCAUUGGGUUGUUUUCUUUUGAAAAAGAGAGUCUUAAUCUCUUGUCUAGUUUCAUUUGUUGCCUUUUUUUUUGAGUACCCAACACAAUUCCUUGUCGGAGGCUUCCUAGAGAUGUAGUACCAGCUAAGACCCACAUAAAAGAAGCAUCCUGAUGUGGCCUCUCAUGGAAAAAUCCUUCAUUAUAUGAUCUUGAGAAUACUAGAUUGGGAAGUCAGAGCUCCUUAUGGGUCUGUAUGAUCACCCGUGCAUGUGUUCUUUGGAGCACAUAAAGAAACAUUUCAUAUAUAUAUAUAUAAUUUUAGAUGUUGAGAGACCUUUAUUUUGUUCAUUUAUUUAUAUGUGGUGUUGAGAAUUGAGCCCAGUGCCUUAUGCAUACUACGCAAGUAGGCAAGUGAUCUACCACUGAGCCACAACUCCAACCCAAGGAAACAUUUCUUGCUAUGAAGAUUGGGAGUGGGAUUUCUGGGAUUGGGUUGUGCAUAUCCCUGUGUUGAACUUUAGUAGUUGAGUCCUACCAAAGUUUAAAUCCUUCUAAACAGAUUUCCAAACAAAUGUGCUGACUGACACCUAUGACCAGAACUGUGUGAAUAUUCUUAUUUUGCCACAUCUGGUGAGUACUUGACAUCAUCAAUUUAAAGAAAUUUUUUUUUCUAUAUAGUCUGGUUGGAAUAUAGUGGAAUCUCAUAGUGAUAACUGGUUUAAAUUUGUAUUUUUCUGAUUUUUCAUUGACUGUUCUACUGUUCUUGCAAUCUUUCUCCAUUCUUUGCUCUAGCAUUAUCUAGUAUCAUGUAACAUCUGUAAAAUCUGUAGAACAACACUUAACAUUUAGGUCGUGUGUGUAUGUGUGUGUUUGUGUGUGUGUUUGUGUGUGUGUUUUCAUCUCCUAUUAGUGAAUUGGUUUUGAUUGCUGUGGUGGAAUCAGCCUUAUAUUUCCAUCUCUAUCUCCUAGUAUGAACUACGACGCUAUUUGUUUGAGUUAGUUAGGAUACACUCAAUAGAAAUUAAAAUAUCAGUGACUAGAGCAAUGAGAAAGUACCUUGAAUCAUAUAACAAGUUUUUAGAAGGUCAUUAAGCUCCAGAGAUUUUUUUGGUUUGUAGAAAGUUCAGAGUCAGCCUCAGUAACUUAGUGAGGCCCUAAGCAACUUAGUGAGACCUUGUCUCAAGAAAUUAAAAAUCUGCUCACCUCCACCCUUCAGUCUGGACUCACUGUCUGACCAGCUGAGGCAAACCUGACCUUCACUAACCAGGGCUGUCUUUUGCUCUUAGCUUCGUGGGACCUCUGCUUUCCCAUUUGGUAGGAGAAAGUGAUCAUUUUAAGAAAAAGCCCAGCUCUUGAAGUAAACACCUGAUGUCUAAGUGAUACAACAACCAUGGACUAUAGAUUCUAUCAUCUGCCAGGAAUUGUUUUGAGAACUGAGUAUACAGUAGGAGUAUAUUUUAAUUUGUGGGCCAUAGUGUCUCUGUUACAACUACAUAACUCUGUGGUUACAGCAUGAAAGAAGCCAUAAUAUAUAAAUGAUAGAGAAUGGCUGUGUUUCAGUGAGACUUUAUGGGUAAAGACAUUUGAAUCUUGUAAUUCCCAACUGUCACAAUAUGUCAUUUGUCCUUUGAUGUUUUUCAACCAUUUAGGAGGCAAAACUAUUGUUAUUCUUAGCUCAUUUGUCUGAAGCAUUCAAAAACAGGAAGUGGGCUGAGUUUGGUACCAUGGGUCUUAUAGAAGAAUAACCAGAGUCAAAAUUCUUGCUGUAGUGGAUAUUUUAUUUGACUGACAGAUACGGAAUAGAAUAAUCCAAGUAUAAAUAAAACUAAAAAUCAAACAUUGUGAAAAAUGAUCACAUGAAAAAGGAAAGCCUGUUUUGAGAUGGGUAAUCAUGCUUUAAAUAUGCAAGGGAAAUGAAAAAUUAAGCUGAAAUUUGCAGAAUGAGAAUUAACAUGUAAGGCAAAGACAGCAGAAGAGAAUUCCUGAGAAAAGGCUUAGACUUUGAGAGGUACUGAGAUCUCAGAGGUACUGGAGUAUUUUUUCUGGGUAGGUACCUCAUGUCUCUGUGGAGAAAGUUCUGAUCAUUUUGAAUGAAACCUCUCCUCUAAGUCCACUCAGGCAGUUCCUGUGGGCCACUUAGAGCAGACAGCAUAUACACUGUGGCAUGUGGAGGCCUGUAUGACCGUUUCCUUCUUUUCCUCUUAUAUUGUCUGGGUUCUCCCAAGAAACAGAAAAUAAUGUGAUAUAAUUGGCUCACAUGAUUGUGAAGACUGAGACCUGUCUGAGAUCCUCCUGCCUCAGCCUCUUUCAUCUCUGGGAUUAGAGGCGUGCACCACCACAUCCAUCUUUUUAUAACAUUCCCAUUUAUUAGUCACAAGCUCAGGUAUGUUUCCAUGUUCACCUUCAUAAUUUUUUCUUAAAUUUCCACCUACAUCCUUUGCUCAUUAUUUUUCACAGUUGUGUAUCCAUCUAUACAUUAACAUAUAUUCUCAGAUAAAUUUGUCAGUUAUUUAUGAUUUCUAUUUGGAUGUCAGGUACUCACAUUAAAGAUUAAAAUCAUUUUCAUUUGUUUUUAUACUUUGGUACUGCAUAAUUCCUUCGUUAUUUUUGUUGAGAUAGAACAUGUAACAUAAUAUUUACCAUUCCAACCAUUUUAAGUGUAUAAUUGACACUAAAUAUUCACAUUGUUGUGCAGCCACCAAUACUGUCCAUGCCAGAACUUUCUUAUCAUCCCAAAUUGAAACUAUUAAUAAUCCCCUUUCACCCUCUCCUCCACCUCAAUCUCCUGUUAUUCUUUCUGAGUAAAAAUUUGAUUUUUCUAGGUAGCUCAUAUUAGUGGAGUCAUACAGUAUUUAUCAAUUUGUGUCUGGGUUACUUCACUGAGAAUAGUGUUUUCAUGGUUUAUCUAUGUUAUACCAUAUAUCAAAUUUAUGUUCAUUUUAAAAAGGCCAAAUAACAUUCUGUUGUAUGUACAUACCAUAUUUUGUUUAUCCACUCACUUACUUAUGGGUACUUGGGUUAUUUAAUGCUGCUAUAAACACUGUGUACAAUUAUCUUUAUGAGUCCCUGAUUCCAGUUCUUUUAAAAAAUUAUUUUAUUUAUUUUAUACAGGGGAUUGAACGCAGGAGCGUUUAUAACCAAAAUAAGGCUUUAAACUUAGAAAUUUCAGCCACCAAGUCUAGAUGUUAGCUUUGAUAGAAUGGCAUCCUCAUGCUUUCAAAAUGGUUGCCUUCUGCUAAUGUUUUUUCUUAUUUUUGAAUAAAAAUGUUUCUUACAGGGGCUGGGGUUAUGGCUCAGCAGUAGAGUGUGCUUGCCUAGCACGUGUGAGGCCCUGGGUUUGAUCCUCAGCACCACAUAAAAAUAUCUAAAUAAAACAAAGACACAACAUCUUUAUUUUAUUUAUUUAUUUUUAAUAUUUACUUUUUAGUUGUAGUUGGACACAAUACCUUUAUUCUUAUUUAUUUAUAUGUGGUGCUGAGGAUCAAACCCAGGGCCUCGCACGUGCAAGGCGAGCGCUCUACCUCUGAGCCACAACCCCAGCCCCCCCAACUCUUUUAUUUAUUUAGAGACAGGGUCUCACUAAGUUGCUUAGGAUCUUACUAGAUUACUGAGCUGGCUUUGAACUUGCGAUCCUCACUAGAUUACUGAGGCUGGCUCUGAACUUUUGAUCCUUCUACUUCAGUUUUCCAAGUUGCUGGGAUUACAGGCGUGAGCCACUGCACACAGCCAAUUCCAAUACUUUUUGGUAUGUAUGUAAAAGCAGAAUUGAUGGAUCAUAAGGUAAUUCUAUGUUUACAUUUCUGAGGAACCAAUUAUUGUUUUCUACAGGAACUGCAUCUUUUUAGUUUUGCACCAUCAAUAUAUAACGGUUGCAAUUUUUCCAUAUCAUCUCCAAUAUUUGUUGUAUUCCUUUUCUAUUUUUAAGAAAUAACCAUCCUACUCUAUAGUCCCCCCGCCCCCCCAGUACUGGGGAUUGAAUCCAGGGCCACUCUACCACUAAGUGUCAUCCCCACUCUUUAAAAAAAAAUUUUAUUUUUUGAGAUAGGAUUUCACUAAGUUGCUAAGGUUGGCCUCAAGCCUUCUGGGAUUAUAGGUGUAUGCCAGCACAGAGCCGGCUCACUGUUUUUCAUUUGUAUUUCCUUAAUGAUUGAUUUUGAGCACUUUUUCAGUGUGCUCAUUGGUCACCUGUAUAACUUUGGAGAAAUCCAAUGCUGGAUUUUUAAAAAAAAUAUUUAUUUUUUAGUUGUGUUUGGAUACAGUGCCUUUAUUUUCCUUAUUUAUUUUUAUGUGGUGCUAAGGAUCGAACCCAGGGCCUCGCACAUGCUAGGCAAAUGCUCUACUGCUGAGCCCCAGCCCCAAUUUGCUGGAUUUUUUUGAGAUUUUGUUAUUGUUGUUGAGCUGUAAGAGUUCUUUACAUAUUUUGGAUAUUAACUCUUGUCAGAUAUAAAAAUUUCAAAUAUUGCUCUUAUCAUUUAGUUUGCCUUUUCACUAUGUUUAUCAUUUUUUUAUUAUACAAGUUUUAAGUUUUUUUUUUUUUAGAGAGAGGGGAGAGAGAGAGAGAAUUUUUUUUUAAUAUUUAUUUUUUAGUUAUUGGCGGACAUCUUUGUUUGUAUGUGGUGCUGAGGAUCGAAUCCGGGCCGCACGCAUGCCAGACAAGCACGCUACCGCUUGAGCCACAUCCCCAGUCCCUAUUAUACAAGUUUUAAAUUUUGAUGAAAUAUAUUUUUUCUUUUGUUGACUCUUUUGUGACAUGCCAAGAAAUCAAUGUCAAAUCCAAUGUAAUGAAGCUUUCCAUGUUUCCUUCUAAGAGUUUUACAUUUAGCUCUUUGAUCCAUUUGAAAUUAAAUUUUACACAUUGUGUUUGGUAGGUAAUCCAGUUUCCUCUUUUUGUAAGUGCCAGGUUUGCAGAAAAAAAACUUGUGAAUCCUGUGCCUGGUCUAGGGGAUGGAACAGAGAGCACUUGUCAUGUUAAUCUCCAAGCCCCCCUGCCGCUCCCCCAGUAUAAAGUUCAAAGAAUUUCCAAAAUCCUUGCUCAGAAGAAGAAUUCUUGGGCGUGAGCCACCUGUGAACCCUGCAGUCAAUAAAUCUGCUUCCUGAAAGUACCUCUGGUACCCAGCCUCUUCUGUCCUACUUCAUUACAGGACAUUAUGGAGUUACUGUUAAUUGUUUUAGGUAUCAAUAGUUUAGUGGUCAUACAGCAAAUUAUCUAGAAUCCUAGGACUUGUAUAUAGUUUUUUUGCUUUGUUGUGCUGUGCUGGGCCUCAUAUCCUGGGUCUCACACAUACAGGCAAGCUCUACCACUGAUUACACUCCCAACUCCAUAUGUCAUCUUUUUAGAGGUGAAGUGAUACCCAAAACAUUCACUUAGAAAACAGCAAAACAAUAUGUGUAGUAUAUAGGACAAAGUAUGUAUGUUGUUGUGGUUUACAUAGGGGGUGACCCCCUCCCCAAAGCUCCUGUGUUAAUGUAGAACAGUCAGAGAUAAUUAUGAGAGCUAUAACCUAACCAGUCCAUCCUAGUUUGAAUGGACUAAAUGGGUGGUAACUGUAGGCAGGAGGGAUACAGUUAGAGGAAGUGGGUCAGUGGGGGUGUGCCCUGGAAGGGCUGCCUUCCCUGUGACCUGCUCUCCUCUCUGCUUCCCGGCCAUGAUGAAUGGAGCUGCACUCCUCCACCAUGCCUUCUUCCAUGAUGUUUUUGCUUUACCUGGGCUUACAGCAAUGGUGUUAGCCCACUGCAGACCAAACCUCUGAACCUUGAGUCAGAAUAAACUUUUCUUCUUUAAGUUUUCCUUGUCAGGUAUUUUGGUCACAGCAACAAAAACCUGACUACACAUAUGCCUAUGAAUACAAACAAGAGACAUGCACAUCCAUAUGGAUUCAUGUGUGUAUAUAACACAUGUAAAUACAUAUGAAAGACAUAUCAGGUAUACUGCCACUAGGUGGAGAGUAAACAAGCCUUCAUCACCCACUGAAAAGUUACCUCUUCUAUAAAUAUUUAAGUCUGAAACUUGCAUAAAAUUGGAAAAAACUUUUCCAACUCAAUAUGUGUUUUUUGGUCACCCAACUGUUCAUUUUUUAUUUCUUCAUACUGUAGCAAUAUGGCUUGCAUUUUAUCUGCUACAGAAUUUAUUACAAAAGAAUUUCUUCAAAUCACCCUCUGAUUUUUCACCAGUUAUACUCUCAAGAUUUAAUAAAGACAGGAUAUUUCCUUUGGGCAUUCUUUAAGUGGAUAAAUUCGAAAUAAGAUUUCUUAUAUAACACAUUCUUAAGGAUUUUUUCCAGAAUGAAUGAGGUGAAAUGAUGAUAGAAAGUUUUUUAAAAUAUCAUACUCUGGUAUCUUUCUUACUCAUGAAUUUAUUUUUAAUAAUAUUAAUCAUGGACAUAAAAGAAUAUAUUAAGUAAAUACUAAGGUGCCAGAAAUCCUUCCAAGGAUUUUUAUUUCAUAACUUGUGUUAUCUUUACCAUGAUGAUAUCAUCGGGAGGUGGAACAGUGAUAACAAUAAAGGUUGUGCUACGGCUCAAGGCUUUCCUCUUUUCUCACUUCUGUGAAAACUCUGAUGUUGAGCAAGUAGAUAGCGACGACCAAAGGUCUUCCCACACUCUUUACAAUCAUAAAGGUUCUCACCACUAUGAAUUCUUUUAUGGUUAUGAAGGCUUGAGCCCCUGCUAAAGGUCUUCCCACACUCCUUACAAUCAUAGAAGUUCUUACCACUAUGGAUUCUUUUGUGGUUACGAAGGCUUGAGACCCUCUUAAAGGCCUUCCCACACUCCGUACAAUCAUAGAGGUUCUUUCCACUGUGAAUUCUUUUAUGGUUCCGUAGGCUAGAGCCCCUGCUAAAGGCCUUUCCACAUUCCACACAUUCAUGAGGUUUCUCACCAGUGUGGCUUCUUUGAUGUUCAAUCAGUAGAUAGUUGCGAAUAAAGGCCUUUCCACAUUGUUUACAUUUAUAUGGUUUCUCACCAGAAUGAAUUUUCCUAUGUUGGAUAAGACCCGAACAACGACCAAAGGCCUUCCCACAUUCUGUGCAGAUGUAGGACUUCACACCAUGAUGACUUUUCUGAUGCAGACACAUAUGUCGGUACAACCUAAAGCUCUCUCCACAAUCCUUACAUUCAUAGGGUUUCAAACCAAUAUGAAUUCUCUGAUGUUCAACAAGGUGAGACUGACGUUUAAAAGCCUUUCCACACCGCACACAUUCAUAGGGCUUCACACUAGUAUGAAUCAUCUGAUGUCGGAUCAGUUCUGAAGAAAACCUAAACGCCUUCUCACAUCUAUUACAUUCAUAGGGUUUAGGAUUAGUGUGAAAUUUUCGAUGUUUAAUAAAAUUCCGGAGAAUUACAAAGGCCUUUCCACAUUCCUUACACACAUAGGCACUCGCCCCAGUAUGUUCUCUCAGAUGUUCAGUAAGUUGUGAAGAUUUUCUAAAGCAUUUCCUGCAUUUCUGACAUUUAUAUGAUUUGUUUACAGCAUGAGUUCUCUGGUGGAAAGGAAGGGAUACAAGUUUUCUGAUUAUCAUUUGACAUUCCACUUUAGUUCCCUGCUGUCUCCCAAAUUCAAUUCUCCAUGGUGGCUCAUUACUGAAAAUAAACCCCAUCAGGUUGAAGGUUUUAUUUCUUUUCAA